This is a messenger RNA of Hydra vulgaris (swiftwater hydra), 786 nucleotides long. RefSeq lists its product as uncharacterized. NCBI's taxonomy places the organism in Eukaryota, Metazoa, Cnidaria, Hydrozoa, Anthoathecata, Hydridae. The record is from RefSeq and is a predicted model, not a curated record.
AUGUUUCCAUAUGGUCGCGCGACUGUCCUGCGACAGUCGUGCGACUGUCGCACGACCAUUUUAGAUAUAUGGAAACCAACCUUUAGUAAAAAAAAUUAUACUGAUGAUGGCUAUUUUAGAGUUGCUAGUGUAGCCACAGGAAAAGUAAGUUUUACAAAAAUAUCAUUAUGGAUGCCAUUUGUAAAUCCAUCAAGUAUGUUCAGUCUUACGGUUUAUAAAGAAAUUGAAUCAAAAGUAGAACUUCCAGCACCUUUUCGUUCUAGACAGUGUGUAAUGACAACUGUUCCAGAAUCUACUGAAUUUAAUUGGAGAUUAGGUGUAAAAACUAAUGAAAUACCAAGAUAUAUCAUUGUUAGAUUCCAAAUAGGUAAAAGUGGAAAUCAACAACAAAAUCCUUCAAUAUUUGAUCAUUGCAACUUGAAAAACAUGUACGUAAUGCUUAAUCAAGAAAAACAUCCAAUACGUGAUUAUAAUCUAUCAUUUCCAAAUCAAGAAAUUAUAAAAGCUUACAGAGAUACAGCUUUGUUUCGUAAAAAUAUUUAUGGAAUGGAUGAAAUAGUCGCACAAAGUAACAUAAAUUAUUCAGACUAUAGCGAUUUAUAUCCAAUUAAGGUUUUUGAUGUGAGUAAGCAAUCAGAAAGAUUAAAAAUAACAGUAGUAGAUAUUCAAGUUAUAGCAUCAUUUAGUAUUAAUGUUUUAGCAAAUACUACAGGAUACGCUGUUAUAAUAUCUGAUAGAUUUGGACGACUUCAAUCUAAUAGAAAUAGAUUUAGCUUUGAAUAUUAA